Molecule: messenger RNA, 726 nt
Organism: Onychostoma macrolepis
Lineage: Eukaryota; Metazoa; Chordata; Actinopteri; Cypriniformes; Cyprinidae
Product: protein turtle-like
Exons: 4
Coding region: 1-726 (241 amino acids)
Source: RefSeq, a predicted model, not a curated record
AUGCUGGUUGCUGGCAUCAUCUUGAUCAUUUUUGAAGUGCUGUCACUGGUUAUAGGUGUUGCUAUGAUGAUGUCAGUCAGAAUGGCUCCUCCUCUUCCUCUGAUCUUUCUGAUCAUGAUUCACGUUUUUAAUGAAGAUGGUUGGGGUGUGAGUUACAGUCAUUCACACAUCUGUGCACUAAAGAACUCAUCAGUGAUAAUGAGCUGCACUUAUACAUACCCUACUGGACAUCAGAUCAAGAAAGUUUUCUGGACCAAAAACAUUGUAAGAGUGGGUGAAGAGCAUCCAGAUCUGUCUGAUGACACUGAAUACAGUCAGAGGCUUCAGUAUCUGGGAGAUAAACAGCAGAACUGCACCAUCAGACUGAGUCAUGUGACACAGAAAGAUGAACACAUGUACUGUUUCAGAUUCAUCACUGAUAAAACUGUGAAAUGGCUUGGUCAUCCAGGAGUGACUCUUACUGUCACAGAUCUUCAGGUGGAGUCUCCUGAGAGAGUGACAGAGGGAGAUUCAGUCCGUCUGACAUGUAAAAGCAGCUGCGCUCUGACUGACGGAGCAACAUUCAUCUGGUACAGAAACUCACAGCCAUUAACUGAGAGAAGAGACCGAAACAAUCAACUCCUGCUGCAGUCAGUCAGAAGAGAGGAUGCAGGCAGAUAUAGCUGUGCUCUACAUGGACACACUUACAUCUCUCCUGCUGCUCAUCUCAGUGUCAUGUGUGAGUAG